AUGUCGGACGUACGGGCGCAGAGCCUCCAGGAUCCCGUUGACGUGUGCGAGUACCUGUUCCGCAGACUCCACGAGGUUGGGGUUCGUUCGGUGCACGGCGUACCCGGCGACUACAACCUGGUGGCUCUGGACUACCUCGCCCAAUGUCAGCUGCGAUGGGUCGGGAGCGUAAACGAGCUCAACGCCGCAUAUGCCGCGGACGGAUACGCUCGAGUAAACAAGAUCGGAGCCGUCAUCACGACUUUUGGCGUAGGAGAACUGUCUGCCAUAAACGGCAUUGCGGGGGCCUUCUCCGAGCACAUCCCCGUCGUGCACAUAGUUGGCUACCCGUCGACCGUUUCCCAGCGAAAUGGCAUGCUUCUUCAUCACACGCUGGGAAACGGCGACUUCACCGUCUUUGAGAAGAUGAACGCCCAGGUCUCAUGCGACGUUGUCAAGCUCAACAGGCCGGCAGAAAUCGCGGGCCAGAUCGACCAUGCCCUGCGCCAGUGCUGGAUUCAAUCUCGACCAGUGUACAUUACCCUGCCCACCGACAUGGUCCAGGAAAAGCUGGAAGGCGCUCGAUUGCGGGAGCCAAUCGACCUCUCCGAGCCAUCCAAUGCGCCAGAAGAGGAGGCUUACGUUGUCGACGUCGUCAUGAGGUAUCUCACUGCGGCAAAGGAUCCAGUCGUGCUGGUUGACGCAUGCGCCGUCCGCCAUCGUGUCCUCCCAGAGGUACAUGAUCUUGUCGAAAAGGCCAACUUGCCCGUCUUUGUGACCCCAAUGGGUAAAAGUGCCAUCAACGAAAAUCACCGCAAUUAUGGCGGCGUGUAUGCUGGCAGCGGCUCUUAUCCUUCGGGAGUCAAGGAUAUUGUCGAGUCUUCGGACCUUGUUAUCUCGAUUGGUGCUCUCAAGAGUGAUUUCAAUACCGCUGGUUUCUCGUACAGGACGUCACAGUUGAAAACGAUCAACCUCCACAGUGACCACUGUGUUGUGAGGUAUUCUACAUACCCGCGGGUGAGGAUGAAGGGUGUUUUGCGAAGACUUGUUGAGAGGAUCGACGAAGCGCAAUUCUCCCUAGUCCGGCAGCCCACUCACGUCGCUGGGAAUGCAGUCAACGUCGAACAUGGCCAUGACGAAUCCGAAGGAAUUACCCAGCAUUGGCUGUGGCCCAGGGUCGGGGAAUUUCUCCGCGACGACGACAUUGUGGUGACCGAAACAGGGACUGCCAACUUUGGCAUCUGGCAUACCAAAUUUCCUCCGGGAGUUACCGCCCUGAGCCAAGUCCUCUGGGGGAGCAUAGGCUGGUCCGUCGGCGCUUGCCAGGGGGCGGCACUCGCGGCAAAGGAACACGGCGGUACGCGAAGAGUGAUUCUCUUUGUCGGAGACGGGUCGUUCCAGCUUAGCGCUCAGGAAGUGAGCACAAUGAUUCGCCACGGGCUGAAUCCAAUCGUCUUCGUCAUCUGCAACGACGGCUUCACCAUCGAACGAUACAUUCACGGCAUGGACGCCCCGUACAACGACAUUGCCAAGUGGGACAAUAGAGGCCUCGUUGAUGCUCUCGGGGGCCGUGGCAAGGCUCGAACUUAUGCCGUGGGCAAAAGGCAGGAGCUGAACAAGCUGUUUGCGGAUCCUGCUUUCCAUUCGCCCAAGGAGAUGCAGUUUGUGGAACUGUACGUGCCGAAGAAGGAUGCGCCGGAAGCACUCAAGACGACGGCGGAGGCUAGCGCCAGGACCAACGCAAAAUAG
Molecule: messenger RNA, 1728 nt
Organism: Ustilaginoidea virens
Lineage: Eukaryota; Fungi; Ascomycota; Sordariomycetes; Hypocreales; Clavicipitaceae
Exons: 4
Coding region: 1-1728 (575 amino acids)
Molecular function (GO): thiamine pyrophosphate binding; magnesium ion binding; carboxy-lyase activity
Source: RefSeq, a predicted model, not a curated record